Messenger RNA from Parnassius mnemosyne (clouded apollo), 870 nucleotides. NCBI's taxonomy places the organism in Eukaryota, Metazoa, Arthropoda, Insecta, Lepidoptera, Papilionidae. The record is from the annotation of a GenBank genome assembly.
AUGGCAAACCCUGGGAUUGGGGUUUCAUUUGACCCAAAUGAUAUGUCCAGUUGGUACUUCGGCGGUCUGUCCCGAGCGGAGGCCACGAAGCUACUCCUCAACGAGACCGAAAGCGGGGUGUUCCUCGUCAGGGACUCGAAGACCAUACACGGCGACUACGUGCUUUGUGUCAGGGAGGACGAUCGUGUAUCUCACUACAUAAUAAAUCACGUGGUGUCAGCCGACGGUACCACACGUUUCCGCAUCGGCGACCAGCUGUUCGCGGAUAUGCCGGCUUUAUUGUCAUUCUACCGGCUGCACUAUCUUGAUACCACGCCUUUGGUGAGGCCGCUGCCACAAGCGAGGGCCAGGGCGGCCGCGCCACCACCACCCCAGCCGCACCAGGUGCUAGAGCUGGUGAUUGCCAAGUUCGACUUCGUUGGCAGUGACGCCGACGAUCUACCGUUCAGACGCGGCGAGAGGCUCAUGGUGAUCAACAGGGAUGAGGAGCAGUGGUGGACGGCGCGUAACAGUCAGGGACGCACCGGUUCGAUUCCUGUGCCGUAUGUGCAAAGGAUCCUAGAUCCUUCAGGAGUACCAUACCCUCCAACGGAGGCGCUGAACCAGCUCGGGGAUCCGCCCAGUCCUCCUGGGAACAGGCAUCCCCAGCAACGCACCAACAUGCAGCGCACCCUCCCCGCAUUAGCGCGCGUCAGACAAACCCGAGUGCCGAACGCGUACGACAAAACUGCCCUCAAACUGGAAGAAGGGGACAUUGUUAAGGUGACCAAAAUGAACAUCAACGGCCAAUGGGAAGGCGAGUUAAAUGGCAAAAUCGGCCAUUUUCCCUUCACAUACGUCGAGUUUCUGGAUGACAAUACGAGCAGUUAA